AUGGAACUUGCCUCAGUUGAUGCUGAGGUCGGGGAAGCGCUGAAGGACCCACACCCUCCGGAUCCCGGAGGGGUGGGCCAGUCUGCAGCUCUCACAGGACAGCGGGUGGAGGAAGAGGGGUCCCAACCCUCCCACGAUCAACCUCAGUGUGGACCACACACUCAUGCUCGGGCCACCCGAUUUGAGAAUGGAGGGGGCGGGACCCAGCCAGGCAUAACGUUACGUGCGACGGGGAAGGGCAGUUGGGGGCGGGAUUUCGGCCUGGAGCGGGCAGGACGUAUGGGCGGGGGCGAAUGUGUGGAUGGAUCUAGUCCGGACCAAUAUGGGUCAUCCCCCACUUCUUCGUCGAGGGCUGCAGGUGCGCCCACUCCGUCGGAGCGCUUGCAGCGUUCAGCAAGCGUCGCUUCAUCUACCAGCGAUUCCGAUAAUGCACGGGGCAGGGCGGCAGAUGUGGUUCCGGAGGGGAGGUUGGACCACUCUUUGCACUCCCCCGCCCCGACUGGUACGGAUCCAGUUCUUGGAGAAACUCAGCGGGGGCGGCCGGUUCCGAAUGAGUAUUCUGCAGAAGUAAAGGUUCAGCCUCCUCCCACUAUGAGCGCUGAAGAGAUGUUUCGGGCUGUCACGACAGAGUUACGAGCCUCGCCGGAGGCGGAGCAACGUGAUUCCUGA
This is a messenger RNA of Peronospora matthiolae, 669 nucleotides long. The record is from the annotation of a GenBank genome assembly. NCBI's taxonomy places the organism in Eukaryota, Oomycota, Peronosporomycetes, Peronosporales, Peronosporaceae.